UAUAGCCACCUCCUGCUCAUACCCAUCACCUUCCCCAUCCCACACGAGCUAAGCGCACACAGCAACUGCCACAGAUCCACGCCAGGAAGGACUCCAUCGGUGUCUCCGCCUCACCUCUCCGCGGCCCGUAGCAAGCAGAGCAGGGGAUGAAGCGCGUCGUGGGGAGCCCGGGGACAUGGAGCGGCAUGGCGCUGCGGCUGUCGCAGUGCGUCUUCGCCGCCGCCUCCGUCUUCUCGUUGGUCUCCGGCUUCGGCUACUCCAACUACGGCGCCUUCUUUUACUUGAUUCUAGCGUUGAUCCUGCAGCUUAUGUGGAGUUCGCGCCUUGCUUAUAAGGAUAUCUUUUCUCUAAGGAAUAAAAAGGAUCUUCACACCCGGGAUAAUCUAUUGUUCAUUGUUACAGUUGACUGGGUCGUGGCGAUUUUCAUGUUCUCCGGAUCCUGUGCCUCCGCAAGCCCGACAAUUUUAUUCCUGUGGGAUGUGAACUUAUGCAACGCAUAUUCGCGGCUGGCCUGCCGGCAGUUCGCGCUUUCGGUCGUCCUGGCGUUCAUCACAUGGCUGCUGCAAGCUGCAUCUUCUUUCUCGGGGUUCUGGCUACUGAUUUCGUUCUUCUAGUGAUUCACGUGCUCAUCAUAAUUCGCAGCGUAAAGGUUUUCAGGCCCUGCAAAAUCUUAAACCAAUAGAAGGUGUACUAGAUUUAUCUGAAAGCAUAUUGCCAAAAUCCAACAGCUAGCUCUUUCAUGUGUUCAGUUCAUCACCAGUCUAAAAAGUAACACGGAUUUUUAGAGCACAGG
Triticum urartu is the source of this 793-nucleotide messenger RNA. RefSeq names its product CASP-like protein 5B3. NCBI's taxonomy places the organism in Eukaryota, Viridiplantae, Streptophyta, Magnoliopsida, Poales, Poaceae. The record is from RefSeq and is a predicted model, not a curated record. Gene Ontology annotation, cellular component: membrane.